This is a messenger RNA of Mytilus trossulus (common blue mussel), 835 nucleotides long. Its product is annotated as desert hedgehog protein B-like. NCBI's taxonomy places the organism in Eukaryota, Metazoa, Mollusca, Bivalvia, Mytilida, Mytilidae. The record is from RefSeq and is a predicted model, not a curated record. Gene Ontology annotation, biological process: cell-cell signaling; regulation of gene expression; intein-mediated protein splicing. The transcript has a single exon. Bases 106 to 813 code for a protein of 235 amino acids. Gene Ontology annotation, molecular function: calcium ion binding; patched binding.
GAGUCUUUGGAGUAUUCCCCAGUUCCUCUAUGGAGUUCUCUUGAUCUUCUACCUUUAUACCAUCUGGUAACUGAAGUAAGUCAAGAAAAAGGUACGAAAGUUCAGAUGGCUAUGAACUUAGCUUUGAAGGGUCAAUUUAUUUUUACCCAACCGACAGUUGAUAAUAGGAAUACAGUUGGUACGUCCAAUAGCACUGGUGGUGGUUGUUUCCAUGAAGAUUCUCUAGUAUUGCUCCACAAUAAAAAGCGAAAACGUAUAAAAGAACUCUUAGUUGGUGACAAGAUUCUGACCAUCGACAACAAUGGGACCCUUGUACAAGACGAAGUAAUUGCAUGGAUUCAUCAAGUAAAGACCGGUCAGUAUAUAUUUCUUCAGAUUGUUCAUGACCUUGGCAUGAUCACACUGACUCCGGAGCAUAUUAUAUUUGUAGGAAAGAGUCGAAACCCACAACAUGCUUCCAAUCUAAGACCAGGAGAUGAAUUAAGCUUUUUCACAACUCAUGAUGACCGUCAAACAGUAACCAUGGCUAUUGUUUCGUCUAUACAUAAGGUAGAAGGAAGAGGAAUUUAUGCUCCAUUGACGUACAGUGGGCGUCUCCUGGUAGACAACGUUGAUGUCAGUUGUUACUGUAUCCUUAAUCCACUUCAGGCUGCUGGAAGGGAGAUCAUAUCAUCUCAUACACUUGCACAUGCUGUUUUUUUCCCAUUGAGGUUGGCUUUCAAAUUUGGUUUAAACAUCAGUUCCAGCGAAUUUAUCGACGAAUGUGGAAUUCAUAGCUAUGCACGAUUGCUUAUGAACGUUAUACUUUGGUGAAUGUACCAUUUGUUAGAUGUAA